Messenger RNA from Helobdella robusta, 1371 nucleotides. RefSeq lists its product as hypothetical. Lineage: Eukaryota; Metazoa; Annelida; Clitellata; Rhynchobdellida; Glossiphoniidae. Gene Ontology annotation, biological process: cilium assembly. Gene Ontology annotation, cellular component: axoneme; ciliary basal body. The transcript is spliced from 7 exons. The coding region runs from base 1 to 1371 and encodes 456 amino acids. The record is from RefSeq and is a predicted model, not a curated record.
AUGAAACUAUUUGCUGACAGGAGCAAAAAUAAGAUCCUAUCCAUAGAGAACACCUUUCUAGAAAACCAACUGAAGAAAGUCGUCCCAGCUACUUUCACAGCCAGCUCCAACUCCGCAACAAAACUACAAAACGCCGCAACAACUACACUUUCAACAACUCUUCCAAUCAUCAACGAGAGCCCAACCAACACAGCUACCUUAUUAAACACAGCUAAACAAAGAGUUUCAGUUAAUUUUAGCGGAAUAGCUAGCGAUAGCGAAAGUUUAAGCUACGGACCAACUGUCAUAGCUGCCGCAGCUGUUACAGCUACUGCUGCUGGUAGCUUAUCGUCAAAUGCCCAGUUCAGGCGGAGAUCGAAAUCUCGCUCUAGUGUGGUUGAGAGAGUCUUCAAGCUGACUACGAGGCAAAUGAUGGAACUGCUGACGAGAGAAUGUGAUGAUUUGGAGAGAGAAAUGAAAAGAGAAAGUGUGGAGAGUGAGAGGAAGAUGGACGAGAUGAAGGCAACAAUUGAUGAAUCGAGAGAUAGAAUGAAGGAACUUGAAAAGGAGAAAGAAUUGUUCGAGAAGAUUCUUAAUGCUUCCAUUGAAACCACUACUGUAAAACAACAACAGCAACAACAGAUUCAAGAACAAACUGGCGAGCAACAAUAUCAGCAGCAGCAACGUCAUCUACCGCAUCAGCAACGAGACGUUGAUAAAACCAUCCAAAGACUGAUUAAAUAUCUAGAUGAAAGAUUUGAAGAAAAGACGACAAAAGCCGUCAAAAUCAGGCUGCAUAACAACGCUUUGAAAAGUAAGAAGAAAAAGCUGGACAUGAUAUUGAAGCAGAAAGAGGAGAUGGGCGAAUCGCUAUCGACGGUCGAUUUUGACGAGUUGAUAAUCGAGAACCGAAAGUGUGUCGGAUCUAUUGAGGACAAAAACAAGGAGAUGGUUGAAAUGAAGCUGAGCUACAGUAAAGUUAAUCAGAUCAAUGAAUAUGCAAAUGACUCAUCAAUUUAUUCAUCCCUACUGAGCAAUCAGAAUCUUGCGGGCAAAAAGGAGAAACUCAAUAGAAUGAUUCAAGAGAUGGAAAGAACUAACGAGGAUUUGAAAAUAAGAAAAGACUUAUUGGAAAAGCUUAAUAAAGAACUCAUUAAUAUUCAUGAGGAUAAAUCACUUCUUGAACGAGAGAAUGAGCGAAUGAAAGAAUUAAGCCAGAAAUACAAGGCACCUGCAGUAGAAGAUUACAUCAGGAUUAAGGCGGAGAGCAGUAAGAUGCUGAAAGAUGUGAAGGUUUGGGAGAGAAAAGUUGGAGUGGCAGAGGAACAGAAGAACCAUAACAACGAAAAGAGUAAUAACAUUAAUACAGUAAAAGUAGAAGAAAUAAAGUGA